UGGAAGAAGCAUAACAGCAGAAUAAAGAGCAAGUACCCAGACGGCUGGAAACCAAAAAAUAAGCUCUCGAGAGCAGCUAUGAUUGGCAUAAAGGAGCUCCACCAAUAUGACAGCCUGCAGUUCAACGUAGCAAGCCUGAGUGAGAAGUUCAAGCGCUCGCCCGAGAGUAUACGCCGCAUUCUCAAGUCAAACUGGAUACCCGACCAGCAGCGG
Wallemia mellicola CBS 633.66 is the source of this 213-nucleotide messenger RNA. RefSeq lists its product as hypothetical. The transcript has a single exon. The annotation marks the transcript as partial. The record is from RefSeq and is a predicted model, not a curated record. NCBI's taxonomy places the organism in Eukaryota, Fungi, Basidiomycota, Wallemiomycetes, Wallemiales, Wallemiaceae. Gene Ontology annotation, cellular component: nucleus.